AUGAGAGCGCAACGGGCCGCCUCGUCUGGCAACGACAUUCCCCUGCGCACUCUGCAUCCACAACAGAACUCGGACGGCGACAUCUCCGCAACCGACUACCAGCAUCACACCAAUCAAUCCGACGUCGAGCCAGACCACAUGCUCCCCACUACCACCUCCGCCUCAUCUGAAGUCUUUCCUCCAGAGGGCGAGGUGGUGCACCACACCUACGCGAGCGGGCAUGUGGUGCGUGUGGUGUGUUUGUCGGACACGCAUUGGGAGCACCGCCGCAUUCGGGUGACCGACGGCGACAUCCUCAUCCACUGCGGCGACUUCUCCACGCGAGGCCCGCUGAGCCAGGUGGUCGAGUUCAACGAGUGGCUGGGCGUCCUGCCCCACCGGCACAAGAUCGUAAUCGCGGGCAACCACGAGAUGGCGCUGGACGAGCUCAAGCACAGCCCGGCGGAGAUCAAGGCCCUCUUCACCAACGCCACCUAUCUGCAGGACGACGAGAUCACCGUUGAAGGGAUUCGUAUCUAUGGGGCGCCCUGGAUUGCGCGCAACAAGUUCUUCCUGCUUCCCUCCCUGAAAUGGGCGCUCUCCACCGGUAUUGGGUCGAUGGGCCUCGGCUUCGCCAUGUCCAGCAAAAGCCCAAGGUUGUACGAAAAGUGGAACAACAUACCCGAGGGCGUUGACUUUCUUGUGACCCACAUGCCGCCCUAUCAGAUCCUCGACUCCUAUCUCCAGAAGAACAUGGGCUGUCCCUACCUUCAGGCGACCGUGCUCGAGCGAGUGAGGCCGGUCGUACACAUGUUUGGGCAUGUGCAUGAUUCGCGAGGGACGAUGGAACGGGACGGCAUUCGAUUCAUCAACGCCGCCAACGCCCUAGCGCCCAACCAGCCCUCGGUGUCGUUUGACUACGACGUCGAGGCCCGCCGGGUACUGGCCGUCUACGACGCGACCACCGACGUGGAGGCCGCUGCCAGCGCCGAGCAGCGGCCGCACCUGCCCCUCAAGCGGGUCGGCAGCGCGCCCCUUUCAUCGGCCUCGCGGAGACGGAGCACCAGCAGCACCAAGCGACCACACCACCUCGCCGCCUCCCACGACACUUGA
Molecule: messenger RNA, 1092 nt
Organism: Acanthamoeba castellanii str. Neff
Lineage: Eukaryota; Discosea; Longamoebia; Acanthamoebidae
Product: Ser/Thr phosphatase family superfamily protein
Exons: 7
Coding region: 1-1092 (363 amino acids)
Molecular function (GO): hydrolase activity
Source: RefSeq, a predicted model, not a curated record